GGGACCCACCGGUGCACCUUACACCCCCCCUCCAUCGUCUCUCGUCGCAUUGCAGCGUUCUGAGGACCCUGCUGACACCUCCCGAGAUCUCAAGCCACCCGCCAUCCUUGGACCCAGAUCCUUCUAGCAAACAACACCCAUGGGUUCCCGGAAAAAUUCUUGCUCCAAGACAGGUGAAACAUGGGACCUGGAGACUCUGGACAGCUCUAGCCCGGACUCUGCCAAUCACCUGGAAGAGCAAUGGCUGAAAUCCACCCGUAGCCUCAGUGAGGAUGAGCACAGCGUGGAGGUCGUACUGGAAGAUUCCCUGGAGCUGCUGUCCUUAACCUCACCCCCGCCAGGCAGAGAGAUCAUCAGGUAUGAAGUCACUGUGAACCAACGGAACAUCGAAGACAUCUGCCUCUGUUGUGGAAGUCUCCAGGUGUAUACGCAGCACCCCUUAUUUGAGGGGGGGAUGUGUGCCCCGUGUAAGGACAUAUUCCUGGAGACCAUCUUCCUUUACGAUAUGGAUGGGCACCAGAGUUACUGCUCCAUAUGCUGCUUCGGGAAAACCCUGUUUAUCUGUGAGAGCCCCGACUGUACCAGAUGCUACUGCUUUGAGUGUGUGGAUAUCCUGGUGGGUCCCGGGACCUCAGAGCGAAUCAGUGCCAUGGCCUGCUGGGUUUGCUUCUUGUGCCUGCCGUUCACUCGGAGCGGACUGCUGCAGAGGCGAAGGAAGUGGCGUCACCAGCUGAAGGCCUUCCACGAUCUAGAGGGGUCAAAUCCUGUGAAGAUGUACAAGAUAGUGUCUGCCUGGAAGAGACAGCCCGUGAGGGUGCUUAACCUUUUUGGGAAGAUUGAUAAAGAGCUUGAGAGUUUGGGCUUUCUGGAAAGUGGUUCUGGUUCGGAAGAGGGAAGACUGAAGUACUUGGAAGACGUCACCAAUGUUGUGAGGAGAGAUGUGGAGGCUGUGACCCUCCAGGAUGUCCGCAGCAGAGUCCUCCAGAAUGCUGUGCGGGUGUGGAGCAACAUCCCAGGGUUGAAGAGCAAACACUCGGCCCUAACACCUAAGGAACUGCAGUCCCUGGAAACUCAGACCAGAACCAGAGGCAAGAUGGCUGACCAGAAAGUUGACCUCCUGGUGAAGACCUGCCUUCUCCCCCUGAGAGAGUAUUUCAAGUAUUUUUCUCAGAACCCACUUCCUCUUUACAAAUGAAUCAUAAUACAAUGAAAGAAGAGGUUUUCCUAGAACCACAGCCGCCUUCCUCCUGUGGCCCUUUUCCCUCGGCAAGGUUUUCUUCCGUUUGCUUGCUUGCCUUUGGGGUUUUCCUGUUUGGUUCCCAAGAUGCAAUGCCUCCCAUGCAGCUCACUGUGUGGGUGGGAGGCACCCACUUCUGGGGACAAGAUCCUGAUGGGAUA
Messenger RNA from Alexandromys fortis (reed vole), 1398 nucleotides. It is a transcript of the gene Dnmt3l, whose product is annotated as DNA methyltransferase 3 like. The record is from RefSeq and is a predicted model, not a curated record. Gene Ontology annotation, molecular function: enzyme activator activity. Gene Ontology annotation, biological process: negative regulation of DNA-templated transcription. Gene Ontology annotation, cellular component: cytoplasm; nucleus. The transcript has 10 exons. The coding region runs from base 140 to 1195 and encodes 351 amino acids. NCBI's taxonomy places the organism in Eukaryota, Metazoa, Chordata, Mammalia, Rodentia, Cricetidae.